Aegilops tauschii subsp. strangulata is the source of this 1734-nucleotide messenger RNA. RefSeq lists its product as uncharacterized. The record is from RefSeq and is a predicted model, not a curated record. Lineage: Eukaryota; Viridiplantae; Streptophyta; Magnoliopsida; Poales; Poaceae.
CUGAAUGAUGCAUGAUUUGACUUUGAUUGCUAGGUUUUUUUUCUUUGCUAUUGUAGUGAGCAAGUGAAUGAUGAUGUAGAAGAUUUCAUGGAACAAUUAAAUGCAAGCCAUAUAGCCAAGAGAUGACGAGAAAUGCCGAGAGGGAGCAGGAGGCCGAGGAGGUGGAUAUGCCGGACCCCCAAACAUUGAAAAGGAGGAGUAAGUCAUUCAACUACAACACCGAGGAAGAUGAAGCUUUUUUUUUGUGGGGAGGAAGAUGAAGCUUUGUGGUGGCGGUAAUGGUGGUGCCGGCGCGAGACCGUGAGGCCAUUGUGAACUAUGAUUACUUUUGGUCCACCAUCUGUUUGGUGGAUUUCUUGAAAUGAACUUGAUCAUUUGGUGCCUUUUGGCACAAAUUAUGUUUAUAUUCAUUGGUUUGGAUGAACUUUAUUCAUACUCGUAGAUGAACCGUGAUGUGGUGGAUUCGGUUUCUUUAUGUUUGUUUUAAUACAUGAUGAAGUUGUUUCAAUUGUUUGAGCGAACGUCGGAUAACUUGGCAAAAGAAAAUUUAGGGAGUAAGUUUUAGAGAACAUGGUAGAUAAGAUUUCCUGAAAUAUAACUUUUUCUGAGAUGUGGAAUACGUCUUGUAAUUUUUGGGUAGGGAAUAUGCUGAGGUUCUCUAACUAUCUCUUACGAGACUAGAAGUAGAAUUACAUGCACUCCCAGUCUUUUGUAUUGGUAAUGUUACCCCGUAAAAAAAGACAUUUGCUGGGAGAGGGGUGGUAAGCGAAUGCCAUUUGAUAGCAGUUUUAGUUCUGAAGAAAAAUCAAACUACGGCAGUUUUUAAACGAGAAAUAUCUUCUCUGAAGAAACUGGUACGUCGCUCCAAAGAAACUGCCACCCUCUCAAAAAUAAAAACGCCACCUAAAACGUUGGCAUAUGCCAUCCUACAUGGCGAACGUUCGCCGGUUCGUGAGGGUCCUUUGUAUUUUACACAUGGUGGUUUUCGUCGGUUUGGAUAAACGAGACGCCAUGUUUGUAGGAUCUCCGGCGCCCUUUUCUGUUCACCCUCCCUCUCAUCCUCGCACGCCUCCAAACAGGGAGGCGGUUGCGCUCCGCAACAAAGGCGAUCACACCAUGCAUGCACACUACUCCAGUGACUGAUGCAGCGAGAUAAACAACCAACACAUCCCCGGCCGGUUACUUGUUACCCCGGUUAACGCAACACAGAAGCUCCCAUGGCCACCGUGACCUCCUCCUCCCCCUCGUGCCCCAAGCCCAAGGCCGCCAAGCCGGCCAGGUACUGCCUGUGCGCGCCAACGACGCACCCGGGCUCCUUCCGGUGCAGGCUACACCGCCCGACGGCGGCCAAGGCGGCGCCUUCUUCGGAGCCUGAGGCGGCCAAGGAAUCGGUUGAGAGGAAGGAGGCGGUGGCGGCGGCCGCCGCGCGCGCAUUGCUCGGGCGGGUGGCGCGGGCGCCCGGGCGGGAUGCUGGGAGGAUCAAGGGGUUUCAGCCUGGUCCUUCCAGGCUACGGAUCAUGGACAGGACGGUUGAGUCGGUGCAGACCGCAGAGGACGUAGUCUCCGUCUCCGUCACAUGAUGAAGUGCUAUGCAAUAUUUGCUUUGAAUCGGAUCGUGUUGUAGUACGUGUUAUAGCUAGUGUUUAGUUUGGCCUAGGGUUGGUUGGAUGUAAUGUACUAAAAGGAUUGGGAACUUUGGAGUGCGGAUUGAAGUUCGGAAUAACCAUUCGUGGU